Molecule: messenger RNA, 3572 nt
Organism: Olea europaea var. sylvestris
Lineage: Eukaryota; Viridiplantae; Streptophyta; Magnoliopsida; Lamiales; Oleaceae
Product: WD repeat-containing protein 44-like
Exons: 7
Coding region: 326-3103 (925 amino acids)
Molecular function (GO): protein binding
Source: RefSeq, a predicted model, not a curated record
GCAUCUCAUCAUCACACUACACGACAUCGUUCCCCUCCUUCCUUCUCUCUCUACAGUCUCCCUGUCAACUGUUUUCUAUCUCUAACUAAUCCAUUAUCGGAUCUGAGCCCAAGGUUAAAACCCCCAUAUCAAUACUGUCCGAUCACCUCCGCACACAUUCUCUCUCUAAAACUCUACAAUCCCUCGCUCUACAGUUCGCCAUUGAAAUUUUGUAGAAAAACCCUAAGGUUUGAGAAUCAGGAUCGGCCCAGCGCUGGCCCGCCACGCCCGAGUGGGAGUUGGAUCGGGCAGUGUGACGGGGGCUAUUAUCGAUGGGAAAAGAACGAUGAGCAAAGCUGGAGAACAAGAAGAAGACGAAGAGUGUUUUCACGAUUCCCUUGACCGCCUGCUUUCUUCAUCUAACACCUCUUGCUCCUGUUCCCCCUCCAAUUCCGAUUCUGAAGAGGAUCUGAACCGGAAUUUCAGCUCCGUUGCAUCUCCAGGCAGCAAUGCCGUCACACCUGCCCCGGUUCCCAGGUUCCCCGUGGGGAUGUUCCGCAACUACGACGUCUGGAUCUCCCAACCCUCAUCCGUUGAGGAACGUCGACUCCACCUCCUGCACAAGAUGGGCCUCACCAGUGACCCUUCCCUUCUCCGCCACCGCCCUGCCCUUUCGCCCUCUGCCCAACCGAAAUUCUUUAGUCGAUCCACCUCUUCGGAUCACUUGAUAAGCCCCGGUGAGACCUUUUCUUACGUUGAUAGUAAUAAAAAGAAUUCCAAGACUCCUAGUGAUAGUGAUAUCUUUAAUAAUAGUGAUUGUGAUAAUGAUAAUAGUAAAGUAUCUGGCAUUGUUCAAUCAAAAUCGGAGGGGGAAUGUAACUCGAGUUCUCUAAUUCAUUUGACUAAUUCAACUUCUACUGCCUCACCAGUCAACGAGGGUACUGGUGGGAUUGGUAUAUCUGUAAACAAUGAUCAGCCGAGCCAUAUACAAAGCUGUCAUGACAAUGUCAAGAAAUCAAGAAACCACAAUAGUUUACCGAUGACCAGUGUGAUUUCCCCAAGUAAGCCGCCGAAAGGGAAGAUUAGAAAAGAUUCCAUGCGUAAUGGGAGCUUUAGUGAAUCAUUGCCUAUUUUGGGGACUGGGGAGCUGGACAAGGUGGUGGAGAGUACUGGGGCAGAUGAUGUUAAUGCGGUGUGUAUGAUAAAGAAUCUGGAUAAUGGGAAGGAGUUUGUGGUGAAUGAGGUGAGGGAGGAUGGGAUGUGGAAAAAGAUUAAGGAACUGGAUACAGGGAGGCAGUUGACCAUGGAAGAGUUCUCUGAGAUGUGUGUUGGGACUUCUCCCAUUGUGCAAGAGUUAAUGAGGAGGCAGAAUGUGGAAGAUGGGAACAAGGAUGCUCGGUCUGCAAAUGCGAAUGGUGGCUUUGGGGGCGGAUCCAAAUUGAAGAAGAGAGGGAGCUGGUUGAAGAGCAUAAAAAAUGUAGCGAGAUCUGUAACAGGGCAUAAGGAGAGACGUAGUAGCGAUGAGAGGGAUACAUCAUCUGAGAAGGGUGGGAGGAGAUCGAGCUCUGCUACAGAUGAUAGCCAGGAUAUUUCUUUUCACGGGCCCGAAAGAAUUCGGGUCCGACAAUAUGGGAAGUCUGUCAAAGAGCUUACAGCAGUUUACAAGAGCCAGGAGAUACAGGCACACAAUGGGUCAAUUUGGACUAUAAAGUUUAGUUUGGACGGCAAGUAUCUUGCAAGUGCUGGUGAGGACUGCGUGAUUCAUGUGUGGCAGGUUUCGGAAACAGAGAGGAAGGGUGAUUUGUUGUUGGAUAAACUGGAAGAUGGGAAUUUUAAUCUUCUGUUUCUGGCUAAUGGAUCACCAGAGCCUUCUUCAAUGUCACCAAAAUUAGACAGCCAUUCAGAGAGGAGAAGAGGGAGAUCGUCAAUAAGCAGAAAAUCAGUUAGCUUUGAACAGAUUUUGGUGCCAGAGACAAUGUUCGCGCUUUUGGAGAAACCUAUCUGUUCAUUUCAGGGGCAUCUGGAUGAUAUAUUGAACCUUUCGUGGUCCAAGUCUCAGCAACUGCUCUCUUCUUCAAUGGACAAAACGGUGCGGCUGUGGGACAUGUCGAGCAAGUCCUGUUUAAAGAUUUUUUCACACAGUGACUAUGUAACCUGCAUCCAGUUCAAUCCUGUUGAUGAUAGAUACUUCAUCAGUGGAUCUCUGGAUGGCAAGGUGCGUAUAUGGAGCAUUCCUGAUCGCCAGGUUGUUGAUUGGAAUGAUCUGCAUGAAAUGGUCACUGCAGCUUGCUAUACACCGGAUGGCCAGGGUGCACUAGUUGGCUCAUACAAGGGGAGUUGCCGCUUAUACAACACAAAAGAAAAUAAAUUACAGCAAAAAAGUCAGAUCAAUCUGGAGAAUAAGAAGAAGAAAUCUCAUCACAAGAAAAUUACUGGGUUCCAGUUUGCACCAGGAAGUUCAUCAGAAGUGCUCAUUACCUCUGCAGAUUCACGAAUUCGAGUUCUUGAUGGUGUUGAUCUUGUUCACAAGUUCAAAGGGUUUCACAACACAAACAGCCAAAUCUCAGCCUCCAUUAUGGCUAAUGGAAGAUAUGUAAUAUGUGCCAGCGAUGAUUCUUCUGUUUACAUCUGGAAGCAUGAAGGUGAAUCACGACCAAAUAGAAGCAAAGGCGUUACUGUGACCCAGUCUUACGAGUAUUUUCACUGUCAAGAUGUAUCGGUGGCAAUUCCUUGGCCUGGUAUUUCCGACACAUGGGGAUUUCAAGAUACUUGUUCUGGAGGGCAAAAUGGUCAUUUUGAUGAGGUUUCCACAGACAACCAUCCACCCACACCAGUCGAAGAGACUAAUGGUAACGAGAGCUCCUCGUUGGGAUCUAGGAGCAGUGAUAAUCCACUGAUCGGGGUUAUUUCUAGUGCUACGAACAGCUGCCUCUUUGAUAGAAUAGUAACAUGGCCGGAGGAAAAGCUUCUUUCUGCUUGUAAGGACCGCAGUCCUCGUGUUAGUGUCGACUUCUGCAAUGGGCUUGUCCAAAACAGGUCAGCCUGGGGUAUGGUCAUUGUAACCGCGGGCCUUAGGGGUGAAAUCAGGACUUUCCAGAAUUUUGGAUUGCCAGUUCGGAUUUAAGGCUGAAGUCGAUGAAAUCUGUACAGAUAUCCGGUGAGAAUACGUGUAAUAUAAGUGAGUUUUCUUUGUUUCUUGUGCUUGUGCCGGUUGGAUUUGCGACUCAGUUGAGGAGACUUCCUAACUUGGCAUUGAGAAAAAGUAGAUUUAUCAGAAUUGAAAAGGACGGAAAAAAGAAAGUGAAGGAGAUGUUACCCAGAAACCGAUUGAUUUUCUGUAAUCGGCAAUUGUAGAGUUACGAGCAUGAUAAUAAAAACAAAAUUCUUUAGCAAUUCAUUUAAUUUUAUCCUGGCAGUGUAUACAUAAAACUGGGCAUGGAACUGGGAGUGCAGCAGUAGUUUCUGUAAUAGGCUGGCAUUUCAAGUUCAUGUUCUUGAUAAGUUAAAAGGGUACGAUCCUCUGUAACGAGAUUUUGUGAUUCGAUGUUGUUCACAACAAAAAGAUGUGUUAUUGAAAUAUUUUUCAUUUUUUA